GCAGCGCGCUGGCGUGCGCGCGCGCGAGAGUAGGGUCGGUUCGUCGUCGCUCGCGGCUCGCUCGGCGUUGCGGUCGGGUCGCUCCGGUCUCGGCGCGUCUUAUCGACGUUGUUUACUCGGCGCGCUCGCACGUGUGUCCACCGCGGCGAUGCGUCCGCUCGUCGUCGCGCCAGAAGGCUAACGGGACGGGGCACCGAGCGCAUCGUCCUUCGCCGAGCUCGCGCGCAGUCGAUCUCGCCUCGCCUCGCUGGUCGAGCCCAACCGUCUGUCCCCGUCGCCCUGCCGCCGUGAUCGGCGGCGAUGCCGCGGCUCAGCUGAGAGCCCGCGCGACAACUGCCAGCCAGCCGACGCAGUGGACAUGCAUCGGGUGCUGCUGUUCCUGUCGCUCGUCGCCGGCGCGCUCGCCGAGGCCGCGCCGGCCGCCAGGAACCGGGGCUACGUGUUCACGGCGCCGAAGCGCCUGAUCGCCGGCGAGCCGGAGAACGUGUGCCUGUCGCUGCACAACUUGGAGGGCCCGGCGCACGUGAGCGUGGACCUGCUGGCGCUGACGCACGCGGCCAGCGGCAACGCCACCACGGCACCGGAGGAGGACGUGCUCGCGAGCGUCAAGAGCACCCUGAAAUCAGGCAUAGAGACGUGCCUGGAGCUUAGGGUCACCAGCAACACCAAGCACCAAGCCGCGAGGCUGCGGCUGCGAGUGCGCUUCGACAGGCAUCCCGACUACCGGGUCGAUCAGGAGAAGAAGGUGCUGAUCGAGCACGACGCGCUCAUCACCUUCGUCGAGACGGACAAGCCCAUUUACAAGCCCGGACAGGACGUCAACGUCAGAGUGCUCACCCUCAAGCACGACCUGAAGCCGUGGCUGAAACCGAUUGCCAAAGUGUGGAUUGAAAAUCCAUCCGAGGUGCGGGUCGCUCAAUGGACCAACGUCAGCACGGACAAUGGCAUGGCGCAGCUCUCGUUCUCGCUCUCGGACGAGCCGAGCUCCGGAAUUUGGAGGAUCAAGGUGGAGAAAGCGCGUCCUCAGCUGAUUCACGCGGCCAGCUUCGAGGUGCGCAAGUACGUUCUGCCGAGAUUCCAAGUGACGAUCGGAGCCCCGAGCUACAUCCUCGCCGACGCCAAAGACGCCACUUGGAAAGUUUGCGUGAGGUACAGCUACGGGAAGCCAGUGAAGGGUACGCUGCUGUUGAGCUUGCGCCCGCAAACUCCAAUCUGGAAGAGGAAGCAAACUAUCGCCGAGAUUAAUUACGAGGAGAAGCUCGACGGUGCAUCCCCGGACGGUUGUAUGAAUUACACCGUGACGUCGCAAGCUCUCGGUCUGCCGCACUGGAAAGUCGCACCGAACAACGUAGUUCUGCUGGCCAACUUCACGGAGGCGAAGAGCGGCGCCGUCGAGACGGCCAGCAGUCGCACUCUGGUCGUGCACCAGCCUCUGAAGUUGGAAUUCUCGCCGCACACGCCGAAACACUUCAAGCCCGGCCUGCCGUACCACGGCAAGCUCCGCGUCCUGAGACCCGACGCCAAGACGCCUGCGAGCGGCGAGAAAAUCCAGCUCUGCCUGAGGAUCCGAAGGAAGGACGAGUGGCAAAGGUCCGUGGUCGAGUGCAAGAACUUCAGCUCGCCGAAUCCACAGGGCUAUCUCGACUUCGUCGUUCCGCCGCAGCACAAGAGCAUCGUGCUGCUGAGCUUCGUCGCCACGGCCGUGGACUACCCCACCAAGUACUACUCGCCGGACAAGCGAUGGAGGGUGUUCGUCGACCAGCCGUCGGCGUACAUCGACGUGGAGCCGUGGUACUCGCCGACCUCCAGCUACCUGUCGCUGAGCCGCGGCUACCAGCCGCUCGACUGCAACGAGAAGUACUCGUUCAACGUGAUGUACACCAGCGGACCGAGCUCAGACGCGGGCGAGCCCGUGACCUUCCACUACUCGAUCAACUCGAAGGGCGACCUGCUGGUCUUCGGCCACGUCAAGUACAAACCUCGAAAGGACACUCUGCUGGACUACUCCGAGUUCCCCAACGUCCUCGGCCAACGUGCCAGGGCCAACACGAGCGUGCCCGUGCACCGGUUCCCGCUGAGCGUCAAGCUCACCCCGAGCAUGGCCCCGCUGUCCGAGCUGCUGCUCUACUACGUGCGCGCCGACGGCGAGGUGGUCAGCGCGAGCCACGGCAUCGAGCUGCUCGGCGGGCAGGCCUGCUUCGACAACCAGGUGAAGAGCGUCUGGCACAGCGAGCAGCUCGGCCCCGGCGCCGUGGCCAGGCUGCACCUCGAGGCCGCGCCCGACUCGCUGUGCGGGCUCUCGGCCACCGACCGGGCCAGCCGGUUCCUGAGGCCCGCGGCGGCCGGCCCGCACGAGCCCGCGGCGGCCGGCCUGCUCGAGCCCGAGGCGGCCUUCGCCAGGCUGCGGCCGUUCCACCUUGCCGCCGACAGCGUGCCCGUGCAGGCCGCCUGGGCCCACUGCGACAAGUCGCGGACGCCCGGCGUGGACGACGAGCCCGAGACCGCCGAGGAGGAGAUCGACCAUCUGCCGAAGCCCGAGGCAGCGGCGACGGCUGCGGCCCAGCCGCGAGCCGAGUCGCGCAGGAAGCGCCACUCCGUCACCUACAACGUCGCUGCCAACUACGUCGACGCCGUGCAGGCUUUCGAUGACUUCGGGGUGAUCGUCAUGAGCGACUUGAUUCUGGAAUCGCGACCCUGCCCGCCGUGGCGCUCGGACUUUGGGCUGCGCGACCCUCUGAUGUCGCAGGAAGAGGUCGACGAGCCAGACAGGAUGCUGAAGGCAGUGAAGGCCAUGCCCCUGGCAUUCCAGUUCAGUGGUCCUGGCAGCAGCGCGGGCAGCGAGGCUUCGGCCAUGAAUCAGGACAUCGGCUACGCUGAUCCGAGCUCCGUCGAGCUGCAGAAUCCAAAUACCGUCAGGUCCUAUUUUCCCGAGACGUGGAUUUGGGAGCUCGUUCCCACGGGGCCAGAAGGCAAGACGGUGCUCGAGCGCAAGCUGCCCGACGCCAUAACGGAGUGGAUCGGCAACGCGGUCUGCGUCUCGUCCAAGUACGGUCUCGGCAUCGGCAACCCGGUGCAGCUCACGGCAUUCCAGCCGUUCUUCCUCGACUGCAACAUACCCUACAGCGUGAAGCGUGGCGAGCGUUUCCGCCUGAAGGUCUCCGUCUUCAACUACAUGCCGCACGGUCUGCCGGUGCAGCUUCGUCUCGCCGACCACGAAGGUCUCGAGCUCGCCUUCAACGUCUCCCACGAGGCCUCGUACUGCAUCGACGCUAGGGACAGCGUCGUUCACGAGUUCCCGCUGGUGCCGCAGCAGCUGGGCGAGCUCAACCUUACCGUUGUGGCGGAGUUAGCGGAAAACGGUUUGCCCGGCUGUGGCCCGGAAAACCUGCUCUUCGCCAGGGACGAGUUGAUCAAGCCGCUGUUGGUGCAGCCCGAAGGCUUCCCCGUGGAGAUCACGCGCUCGGCAUUUCUGUGCCCCAAAGACUUCAGCGACGACUCGUCGCUGGUCUGGGAAUUGGAGUUGCCCAGCGAUGACCAGCAGCUUGUAGAGGGCAGUGCUCGCGCCUACGUUUCUCUCGUCGGAGACGUGCUCGGACCGGCACUCGACAACUUGGAACAGUUGGUUAGGUUACCCAUGGGAUGUGGCGAGCAAAACAUGAUCCUGUUCGUGCCAAACAUACACGCCAUUGCUUACCUCGAUGCCAUCAACCGGCAGACUGGAUCGGAGAUGAGGGCCAAAGCACUUAAAAACAUGCAAAAGGGCUACCAGCGGGAGCUGAACUACCGACACCCGGACGGCUCGUACUCGGCGUUCGGCGCGAGCGACGAGGCGGGCAGCGGCUCGAUGUGGCUGACCGCCUUCGUGGUGAAGUCGUUCGCGCAGGCCCGCGCGCUCAUCCAGAUCGACGAGCGCGACCUGAAGCUGUCGGUGAAGUGGAUGGUGCGCCGGCAGCUGGAGAACGGCUGCUUCCCCGUGGUCGGCCAGGUGUUCCACAAGGACAUGAAGGGCGGGCUGCGCGAGGAGGACGGCUCGUCGUCGGCGCUGACGGCCUACGUGCUGAUCGCGCUGCUGGAGUCGGGCGUGCCGCUGAGCGCGGCGCUGGUCAACAACGCGCUCUACUGCCUGGAGAAGGCCAGCCUGUCGGACCACUUUGCCGACAACCCCUACACGGCGGCGCUCACCACCUACGCGCUGGCGCUGCUCGAGCACCCGCGCGCCGGCGAGAGCCUGCGCGCGCUGCUGGGCCGCGCGACGCGCCGCGAGGGCGUGCUCUGGUGGGAGGACCGCGGCCGGCCGGGCGCCCUCGGGCUCAGCGUCGAGAUGACGGCCUACGCGGUGCUGUCGCUGCUGAAGCUCGGCGGCGAGGCCAACGCCAUGGAGGCGCUGCGCGCCGUGCGCUGGAUGUCGCGCCGGCGCAACGCCCAGGGCGGCUUCAGCUCCACCCAGGACACGGUGCUGGGCCUCGAGGCCCUCACCAAGUACGCCCUCGCCAUGGCCAACGCCUCGGCCACCGAGCUGUCGGUGCUGCUCACGGCCAGCGACCUCGACCGCCUCUUCAAGAUCAACGCGGACAACCGGCUGCUGAGCAGCAGGCUGCGGCUGCCCGCGCUGCCCACCAGCCUCGAGCUCUUCGCCGAGGGCGAGGGCUGUCUGCUGGUUCAGAGCAGCCUCAAGUACAACAAGGCCAGGGCCGCGGGCUCCGAGGCCUUCGAGCUGGAGGCGAGCAGCGAGAGCGUGUCGGUGCGCGAGGACCUGGAGGCGAUCGAGGACCACUGCUCGACCCAGCGGCUCACGGUCUGCGCCCGCUACAAGCUGCCCGACGAGGAGAGCAACAUGGCGGUCCUGGAGAUCGACAUGGUCAGCGGCUUCCGGCCGCGACGCGACUCGCUGAACGACCUGCUGCACGAGCACGCCGCAGGAGUCAAGAGGUUCGAGGACAACGAGGCCACGCUCGCGAUAUACUUCGACAAGUUGACCUGGCAGAAGACGUGUGUCGCCUUUGAGGCGACCAGGGACAGCGUCGUCGACGAUCCCGAGCCCGCCAACAUCAAGCUCUACGACUACUACCAGCAGGAGCUUACCGUCUCCACGAACUAUCGGUUCGCCCAAGUCUGCGCGAAGAGGAACGACGAGCCAGCCCCGGCGGACCGCGAGCCCCGCGAGCCCCGCGAGCCGUCGCCUCGGCUGAUGCAGAAGCAAAUGGACGACAGCCAGCUGGACAACCGCAUGUCGAUAGCCGAUCAGGAGCCGAGAUCCGUGCGGGUGAUCAACCUCAACAGGGACGUCCACGAGAGGAAGCUCGACCGGGCAAUCUUCGAGCAGGAAAUCGCUAUCGAACGUGAGAACGUCGCCUUGCCGCGGCAACGCGAGCCUCUCCGAUCGGCAGCGCCAGUGACGAUCCUCUUGUCCGCGCGAACAGCGACGGAUGGCAGUGGCGUUGGCGUCGACGAGGUCGACGCCCAAGUGUUCUCGCCGAGUCCGGUCCUGCCGAGCGUCGACGACGACUUGCUCGAGGAGGGCUUCUCGCCGGCCUUCGUCAACGUCGAUCACGAGCUCGAGACGCCCAACGGCGUCGAGGGCCCCGUACCCGUGUUCGUCGAGGCGCCCCUCUCCACCACCGCGAGCGCCCCCCGACGACGCGACAACUCCUCCGAGCUUGACAACGACUUUGCCUCGCAGGUAACUUUCGGCGGCUCUCCUCGGAGAUCCUCGACGAGCUCGCGCCUAACGCGCUGCUGGUAUUGCACGACUUCGCAGGAAUCCGACGAAGCCUCGGAAGCCACGGGCGCACAUCCAGCGGACUGCCCGCGCUGCGAGAACGAAUUACCCCCCGACAUAAAACAGCUGUUCUGCUCGUCUUCGAGCGCCGUCAAGGUAGCGGUGCGACGAUCUCGGAAGGUGCGGCUCCUCCUGGAUCUCGGCUCGACGAACGUCGCCAAGCGACUUCGAUCCACCACCGAGCUGACCCUCAAGCCCGAAUGCGUCUGCCCUCCUCUCGACAAGCCGGGAAUAAUGGCGCUGUUGCUGAGCUCCAGGGACCUGACGCAUACGACCAAAACUCAGCUAGACGAGGGUAGCUCGAUGUUCGGACUGUCGGCGGUCGCUGGAACGCCCCUCGAAAUCAAGGAUGCUUUGUUGUCUUGUCCGCGCGGACCUUAGACUCUGCGC
Molecule: messenger RNA, 6169 nt
Organism: Phymastichus coffea
Lineage: Eukaryota; Metazoa; Arthropoda; Insecta; Hymenoptera; Eulophidae
Product: pregnancy zone protein-like
Exons: 18
Coding region: 359-6160 (1933 amino acids)
Cellular component (GO): extracellular region
Molecular function (GO): endopeptidase inhibitor activity
Source: RefSeq, a predicted model, not a curated record